Acanthopagrus latus (yellowfin seabream) is the source of this 2016-nucleotide messenger RNA. It is a transcript of the gene pafah1b3, whose product is annotated as platelet-activating factor acetylhydrolase, isoform Ib, gamma subunit. The coding region runs from base 81 to 752 and encodes 223 amino acids. The transcript has 6 exons. The record is from RefSeq and is a predicted model, not a curated record. NCBI's taxonomy places the organism in Eukaryota, Metazoa, Chordata, Actinopteri, Spariformes, Sparidae.
CCUGCAACUACAGUGAAAAUUUACUUCCUGAAACUGAAUUGGGAGAUGACGAUUUUUUGAUUUUAUGAUAGAGCCAAGUCAUGAGUGCAGACGACUUAAACCCCGCCGCCACACCCACUCCCUGUGAAGACACCCAAGGAGAUGGACGAUGGAUGUCUAUGCACAACCGCUUUGUGUCUGACAGCAAAGACAAAGAACCUGAAGUCCUGUUUGUAGGAGACUCUCUUGUUCAGCUCAUGCACCAAUUUGGGAUAUGGCGACAGCUGUUCUCUCCUCUCCAUGCCCUCAAUUUUGGGGUGGGUGGUGAUGCAACACAACAUGUGCUGUGGAGACUGAGCAACGGUGAACUGGAUAACAUCAGCCCAAAGGUUGUGGUGCUGUGGGUAGGCACUAACAAUCAUGGUCACACGGCUGAACAGAUCUGUGAAGGUAUCAUGGCUAUUGUCCAAGUCAUCAAGAACAAGCUGCCCCAAGCCAGGACACUCGUACUUGGUAUUCUGCCCAGGGGUAAAUCGCCAAACCGUCUGCGGGAGCGUAACGCCAGGGUGAACGCACUGGUCCAAGAGGCUGUGUCGUCCCUCCCCCAUGCCUCUUUCUUCAAUGUGGACCCAGGUUUUGUCCACUCCAAUGGUAGCAUCUCCCAUCAGGACAUGUAUGAUUACCUUCAUCUGACCCCUCAGGGCUACCAGGCUGUGUGUGAACCACUGCACGCCCAUCUCAAGUCCAUGCUAGAGAAGCCUGCUGAGAACUGAGCAACCAUGGCACUUACACUACCGCAGUGGUCCUCAUCCCUGAGCCCGGAGAGCAUCUCACUCAGCCUAUUAACUCCUUGAAUAAUGGAUACAAUCAAUUUAAGAGCUAAGUGCUGCUCACAUUAUUUGUGUAAGUCCUCUUCGUGGCCAGGGUUGGUGACCACUGUUACAUACAAUGGGACCAUAAAGUCUUUUGUGUUUAUGAUACAGUCAGAAAUUAAAUGUGCUGUGCUAGAGAGAGACAAAGUCUUGCCUCAAUUCCCGGUAAGCAUCUGUUCCACUAGCAUUUGACUCUUACAUUUGAUUAUUUAAUUCCUCUGCCACAUAAUGCAUAUGAUGUAUAUGAUGAGGGGAACGCGCAAUCUAUCAUUUGUGAGAGUAACUACAUGUGACAGGAUGACACUAGAAGACACAGUUGUAUAUAAAUACAUCCAGAUGGGCAGCAUUUAUGAAUAAAGCCUUUAAAAGGAUGCAGCAAUUUUUAUUCUCUUGCUGUAGGUCAAAAAAUUAUUCACUGUACUCAUUAAACAUGUAAUUUAUAACUGUGCUCUACAUGUCAUCCUUCAGCUCUCAUGCCGAAUUUACCUUGGAAUAUAAACUGAUAUCUGCUUUUCUGACACCGUCUAUGACAAAAUACACUGUCCGUCUGAGGUUACAUGAACAGGAAGUCCCUGGAAAAAGUUGAAAGGCUGGUGCUUUAGUUACCAGAAUAUGUUUGGUAAAAGAAUUGAGAUACUAGAACUGUCCUUACCGGGAAAUUGCUGUGAUUUGUCAUUUUGGUUUCUCAGUUUCACCAAGUUCCACAAUAUACAUUUACUUGGCGAUAGCUUUAUUUUCUCUGUUGUGAUGUCUGACGUUUUUUGUAAAUGUUAAUUUGAACAACCAAAAGUUUUUGAUUGACCAAUGCUGUCUGUUUGCUUUUUAUCCUGUCACAUGUCGUCUCAUUAUUGUCCUGUACAUUUUUUUGCUUCACCCACUGUAACAGCAGCACUUCUUGACAUGACAAGCUGUGUUUUAUUGCAAACAUAAAUCUUUUCGAGUUGUUUGUGAAGUUGUACACAUGUAUCCAAAGUUGCUUGUGCUUCAAGUUUAAUCUCAUCUGCAACAUUAUGGCCCGCCAGACCUACUAAAAAUGCUUUACUUCACACUAAAAUGCUUCUGAGAUUCUAGGAUAAGGAUUGUUCUCCAGAACUUGAAUUAUGCCUCCGGAUGGCUGAUUGUGUAAGUGAUGAAAGAGUGCAUUAAAAUACGAAAAACAAGACGG